Cuscuta epithymum is the source of this 7794-nucleotide messenger RNA. NCBI's taxonomy places the organism in Eukaryota, Viridiplantae, Streptophyta, Magnoliopsida, Solanales, Convolvulaceae. The record is from the annotation of a GenBank genome assembly.
UACCGACUUCAAAUCUAUUCCUAUUAUUGAUGUAAGCCCACUUUUGGACAAAUGGGAUCAUCCAAACAUUUCUCAAGAUCAGGGUGCGGCUGAAGUAAUUAAACAAUUAGAUCAAGCUUGUAGAGAAGCUGGAUUCUUUUAUGUGAAGGGCCAUGGCAUUCCUGAUUCUCUUAUGCAAGAAGUUAGACAUAUAUCACAUGUUUUCUUUGAUCAACCACAUGACACAAAACUCAAGAUUAAGCUCUCUGCAGCAACCGGAUACAGAGGGUAUCAGUGGGUUGGACAAAAUAUAACCAAAGGCGAGCCUGACAUGCAUGAAGCUAUUGAUUGCUACAAAGAAGUGAAAGAUGGAAUGUACGGAGGUCAUGGAGAAGUUAUGAAAGGAUCUAACAAAUGGCCUGGUAACCCCCCAGAUUUUGCAAGACUGAUGGAGGAAUACAUCAACUUUUGUACAGAUUUAUCAAGAAAGAUAAUGAGGGGAAUUGCUCUAGCAUUGGGCGGAUCAGUCGAUGAAAUUGAAAGGGAAAAAGCUGGAGACCCAUUUUGGGUUCUACGCAUUAUAGGUUAUCCUGGGGCAUCUUCCUCGAGUGGCCAGGAUGUACAAAAAAAUGAUAUUGGAUGCGGGGCUCAUACAGACUAUGGACUAUUAACACUAGUUAAUCAGGAUGAUGAUAUUACUGCCCUUCAGGUAAAAAACCGAUCUGGUGAGUGGAUAUCAGCACCACCAAUCCCUGGCACAUUUGUUUGCAAUAUUGGCGAUAUGCUACAGAUCUUGUCAAAUGGACUGUAUGAAUCCACCUUGCACCGAGUCAUGAAUAAGUCUCUAAAAUACCGUGUUUCUGUGGCCUACUUUUACGAGCCAAAUUUUGAUGCUUUAAUAGAGCCACUGGAAGUGUGUAAGCAGCAGACUGGUGGGCUGAGAAACUUUGAAGGAGCUGUUUAUGGAAAGCAUUUAGUUGAUAAAGUCACAACCAACUUUGUGGCGUAAUUUUAGUUUUGUCGUACUUCUAGUGGAGAUGGGUGCUCUGAAAGCUAAGUCCUAAUGGAGAUGGGUUCUCUGAAGUCUGAAAUUUGAGUUGGACUAGUUUAUUAUCAAGCUUCGUACAGUCCCUACUUAUUGAUGCAUUAAUUGAAUGAUACCUGGCGACCUUUGGAUCUUUCGAUGAAAGUAUCAGAACUACAAUAUUACUCCGUACCUAUGAAUUGAGGAUUGACAUACUCCGUAUGAAACUUAUCAAUUUAUUGCAUGUUGAAUGAUUGAAAACUUAUCAAUUUAUGGCAGGUUGAAUGAUUAAAAAGUAUCAACUCAAUAACUCAAUUUGUGAGAUGCACUUUUCUGUAGAGAUGAGAAAAUAACUCGGAAUAGCUGGUCAUCAACCGGUCGGGGACCAAUGAAUGAAGAUGAGGUGCAAAGGUUGGAUUAUUCAUGAAUAACGAAAAGGUCGGACUAUUAAAAGAAGACCGCUAAAAGGUUGGAUUAUUAGUUUCCAUUUUCCCUUCAUUUUAUCCUUUCUUAUUUCAUUCUUACUUUUCUUUUUCUUAUUAUCUUUCUUCUAUUUUUGACAUUGAUAUCAUGGAUCGAUUCAUGUUAGUCAAUCCCAACUUUUUUAUUAUUAUUAAGGCAUAAUGUUGUUAUUGUUGUUUUUUGGAGGUUAGAAUUAUAAAGUAAUCACUUUAUUGUUUAUUUUCUUAAAAUACACUAGGACAUAUAGAUGCGUAUGUACGGAGUAUAUUAUAAUGGACGGAGGUAGUAUGAAUUUGGGUAGUAUGAAUUUGGUUUUGUUUUUUAACAGUAUUUGGAGUAAAUUCUUCCCUGAACUCAAUAAUCAAUAUGUUACCCGAAUACCCGUGAAGGAAUAUUGAUUAAAACUUAACACAAGAAUGAUUAAGAAUUAAAGGGAAAUUUAUGUGGUAACCCCUUGGCCCGGGGUAUCCCCUAGACCCAUACUACUUACACUUUAUUCUUAUGUCUCAUUUGCUUUUGCACGUAAACUAAAACAAUUAUUGUACACUUUAUAAAACACUCCUUUCGUCCAAACUGAAUUUCAAAAAUGACUUUUUGGGUCAAACGGACUCAUUGUAAUCACUUAAUUAAGAUAUAAUGCUUAAUUAAAUUUUAAUUUAGAUUUUGUAAUUUUAUAAAGAUUUUAAUGUAGCUUCUGAAUAUGUAAUUUUUUAAUUAUUAAAAUUGAAUUAAUUAUGAACAUGGAGGAUUUAAUUUUAACAUUCGUUGACCAAAAAAUGUUGACUUUGCAAAAUAAUUAGACAAAGGUAGUAAGAGGUUAGCUGUUUUUAGGAUGAGUUUCUUCCAAAAAAAUGAAAAUGAGACAAUUAACUUGAUGCAUCCCAAAAAGAAAAGUAAGACAAAUAAAGUGAUACUGAGGGAGUAUGAGAGAACCUAUAUGUAAUUACGGCUUUGUUUGCAACCACUUGUGGUUAAAUAAUUUUUUUUUUGGGAAAACGUGAUUAGUAGUAAAAGUUGGUAGUGUUUGGUAAAAUAAGUGCUUUUUGUGUAAUAGAAAAGGUAAAAAGUAGAUUCUACACGAAAACCAAGAUAGUAAAAGUUGGUAGUGUUUGGAAAAAUAAGUACUUUUUUCUUAUAAAAAAAGCCAAAAGCACUUAUCAACAGAUUGCAAACAGAGCCUACAUACCUCAACUAUUUGUACAUAAAGAUAUAUUUGUUCUAAUUUUACAAUUUUAUGUUUAAUUGGUCCAAAUGAAAGUUGAAUAGUAUAUUCAUUAUCUAAAUACAAUUGGAGAGAGUAUUUGCAUUACCGAAUUGGAAAUAGCUCUUCCAAAUUCGUCAGAGGUUUCUCAUAAACGUGAAUGAUGAGCUAAAAAAUCAGUAAGUUUAAAACAUUCUUUCCAAGUCAAAUUUGUUAAAAUGAAAAUUCUAAAAAUACCCAACUAAUUUAAGAACUGCAUAUUGAAAAAGAAAAGCAUUUAUUUAUUUUAGAUGCUUUUUUGGUGUUUUUAAACUUAAUAAAAUUGUUAGAAGAUGCACCAGCGCAACGAUUCCUUACAUAUACACUUGUAAUAAAUCUUGUUUCAUUUAUAAGUAUUUUAAUUGUCAGUAGCUGAAGGGGGUGAAUUAUUUCGAUUUUGAAGAAAAUAUCGGUUAAUUGGCAAAAAAAAACAAUGGGACUUUUUGACAAUUCUCUAUAUCUACAAGCAAAAAAAUACAAUGGGACUUUUUGACAAUUCUGAUCUCUAUAUUUACAAGAUUGUUUAUGAUGGAGUGACUGUGACUUUUCAAAGUUACCAUGUUGAAAUGACUAUAAUGUAAACAUUGAACAUAAUUAUACUUACUAAAAGUUACUAAAUCACAUUUUUAUUUGUAACUUUUUUAUUAGUAAUAUUUUAGAAAGAUCUCUGUAUACAUUUCACUUAUUUAGAGAAAAUUAAUACAUGUAUGACUAAAAGCAACACGGUUUCCCGAUGUAUGAUUUGGGUAGUUUUUCCCUAAAAUUAAAUGAUGCAUAAAUGACAUGCCAUCUUGUAAAUGUAACCGUUGCAAUAAAAUACCCAGUAUAUGGUAAGCAUGUACAUCCUUUGCUAGUCAUAUAAUCAUAAAUAAACUUUUUAAGUCAUAUUAUGGGAAACUGGACAUGUUUUGUUUUUCCCGUAAAUGAGAAUUUUUCACCAUCAUUUAUUAGAAAUUGUCCUAAACAUGAGUAAACGUUUUGAAAUUCGAAAAAUAAGACUUUCAUGUUUUUAUUCCCUAAAUAGGAGCGAUUCUGUCAAGUUUGGGGGGAAAUGUCAUGUUUAAAGCCUGGGAUAAUACCAAACUUGGUAGAAAUUUACUCCUACUCGGGAAAUAAAAAACAUGAUAAUUCUAUUUUGGAAUUUCAAAACUUUUUUACUUCAAUUUAGGGAAUUAUCUUUUCAUUUAUUCAGAAAUAAUUUAGAAUUGGGACAGUGCGUUUUUAUGGUGGGUAGAAUGCGUUUAAAAGUGGUAAUUAGAGUAUUUAAAUCAGCAAAAGUUGAUAAAAAAACAAGAGCAAGUGUCUAAAUUAAAUUCCAAAAAUAUGAUUAAAAAGUUGUGAUUGGAGAAAAAUGCCCUUUUAAGGUCAUCAAGGAGAUCGAGCCGCCGCCAGGCCACCACCGACCAUCGCCGGACCUCCUUCUUUGCCGUUGCUACGGACAGCUCCACGGAGCAGUCUCCACUCUCCAGUCUCCACUAUACCAUAUCUAGUGGGAUUAGUAAACACUAGACACAUAACACAUUAAGGCGAAACCCUAAGGGAAUGAUAUACGUACUCAAAACCUUAGCCCUAAAAUGUAAGGAGUAUAAAGUGAUUGGAGCUAGCACCUAAAUUUAGAAUCAUGGACUAAAACCUUCACAAAGUGUUCAAAUAGGAUCAAUUAUAUACGAUAGUAUUUUUAUUCUUGAAAUAGGGUUUAUUAUUUGAUCGUAUUUAAAGUAUAAAACUUCUCUAGUUAGAUGUAAAUGAGUCCUAUUUUAAGAAGAAAAAUAAUGGUGAUUCUAUUUGGGCAAUUAAUUCAUAUUUUAAUCUGAUUUAAUGAAUUCUCACAAAUAUGUACUCAUACUUUGACACUUUUAUAAUGAAUAAAAUUCACUUUUGAUCCUACGAGUAUCGCACCAAUUCCAUAGAUAGUUCAAGUCUUCGACAUGAGCCACUUUAGAUAUAUGACUAUUAAGUUUUCGUCCAUACAUGAUCUUUCCACUGAUAUUUCCGGUGGUUAAAAUCGCCGGACGACCACAAACAGUCAAGAAUCAUUAAUCAAGUAGGAAAACAAGGUGAAAUACGUGAAUUAAAUGUUAAAUUUGCAUAAAUUUCAUACUAUAGGAAGUGAGAUUUAUACCUUUUACUUCUUAUAAUAUAGGAUCCGAGUAUAAUUUGCUUCUAUUUGGGGCAAUUUGUUUAUUCAAAUUAUACUUUAUUGUACAGCUUCCAUAGCCAGAUAGCAACCACCCCUAAGAGCAUCUCCAAUGCAAAAACGUGAACAAUGCAUACGUGGCAUGAAUGAUAGCCAAUUAAAAAAUAACAAAUAGAAUAUCUCUCUCCUUAUUUGAACGGUCUUAUAUGUUUUUGGUAAGUUUUUCUCCACAAUGUCAAGCACAAUGUCAAGAUGUAGACACCGUGGUUGACAUUGCAGAGAAAAACUUACCAAAAACACAUAAAACCGUGGAAAGAAGGAGAGAGAAACGUCAAAAAUUUAAUUUCUUGUGUCUAUUUCUCUCAUGCCACAUAUGCACCGUGCACAUUGUAGCAUUGGAGAUGCUCUAAGGCAGCCGCAAGUACCAUGCAGCCACCACCACAAAUGCUGGCCGUUGGAAAGUCUCUGCCGAACCUCUAGCUACCAUCACAAAGUCGCCCACAACCCGCUAACCCUAGCUAUAAAUGCUAAACCUAAACCAUCCUAUGUCCCUAAACAAUAACGCUAAAGUAGUUUAGGCUAAAGUUAUCUCUUUGGAAAAGUCUUAAUUGCUUAAGGAUCGAAUAAAUAAAGCCCACCCUGUCCUAGCUAGACUCCUAGCUAGCUAUGUUUUGAAACAUGAACAUGGUAGCAAGGUUUUAAAAGUAGUUCUCCUAGAAAUGGUUCAAUAUAGAAUUAAAACUUACACAAAGUUUAAUAAUAAGACUAAGUACAUAGCAGGGACUAUGUUUUAUUUCUCAAAUAAGACUUAUUUAAUUCUAUUAAAAGAAUAAGUUGAUUAAAAUUUCCCAGAGUAGAUCCGUUUAGAGAAUUUUCUCUAGUUCUUGAAUAGUCAGUCAAACAUCAUAAAGUCAAAAUCAUAUGAAAUGGAAGGAGUAGUGUACAAAGAAACACAAAGAACUGAACAAGACAGUAAAUUAGAAAUGAUGAUGAUGAUGUUCUUGCAUACUUCGUACGUCGGUAGCCGGUAGGGCUUCAGCAAAAUCUUGGAGGAAAGAUCAGAAGAUGAAUAAUAUAAUGGCAAACAAACACUGAUAAGAAGCUAUGAUCACGUACUUGUAUGAUGCAUGAAUGUCAACUAUAAGCUCGAUCACCAUGCAGAUCGAUUCACAAAUAUUACCUCCGUCCCAAAAAAUGUUCGUCAUAUUGAUAUUCUUAGUAUGACAAACUUUGGGCAAUGAUUUUGAUUAUUAUAUUUGUAUAUGAUUUAUAAAGUUUAUACUUUAAUGAAAAUAUUUUGAAUAAGAAACAUUUUAAUAUAAUUUUCAUAUUCAAAAUAAUUUCGUAUUAAAAAAUAUCAAUUUGACGAACCUCUUUCGGGACGGAGGGAGCCCGGAGUAUAUAUAUCAAUGGUGCCUGUGUACACUAUUGAGGGCUUUAUAAGUUCUUGAGGACUUCCUCUUGGACUUGCGGGGACGAAGACGAUGAUCGGCCACCGCCUCCACCGCCUCUUCCGCCACCAUUUUCGGAACUUCGACAAUCUGGCAAGGCACUUGCAGCAUGGAUCUCGGGUCGGGGCAUUUCCUGGGCUGCACGAAGAACCUCUUACACUCCUCUGCACUUCUCUGGUUCGGAAGAUCCAAAAUGCAGUUAUUCUGUACAUCAAGGACCUUCUUCUCCAGCAACAGCCUGCAUUCUGGUCCGAUCUGUGUGAAGUAGUUCCCGCUCAGGAUCAGCUCCUCCAGACCCUUCACCUUGCACAGAGAUUCUGGAACCGUCCCAUAAAGCUCAUUGCUUUUCAGGUUUAGAAUCUUCAGAUUCUUGAGACAUCCCAAGGAUUGAGGAAGUGGGCCCGUCAACGUGUUGAUACUGGCGUCGAAAACGCUCACGUUUUUCAGCAGCCCGAUUUCGUAGGGAAGACAGCCCGACAGCUUAUUGUUCAAUAGAAGAAUCUCAGUUAAGGUUGCCGCCGCAUUUCCGAUGCUCUUCGGAAUCGGACCGGUGAGUUUGUUGUUCGCCAACGACAGGAAAUAGGCCGGCGUCUUCCCGAGGGUCUCCGGGAUCGAACCGUUGAACCCAUUGUUGUUCAGAAACAGAGCAUCUAGGUCCAACGUGAAUACCCUGUCGGGAAUGGGCCCCACCAGGGAGUUGUACCGGAGAUCCAAGAAUGUCAAGUUGGUGGCCUCAAGAAGGGCGGCGGGGAACUCUCCGGCGAGCUUGUUGUUGCUCAAAUCCAGCUCGAACAGGGUGGGGAGAGCGGCGGUGGAAACCGCAAGCGGGGAUUCCCCGGCGGUGAAAUUGUUGGAAUUGACGUGGAUUACGGCCAGGUCCGGCAGAGAGUCAAUGAACCCAUUCAGAGAGAGGUGGGUCCCGUCGAGGUUAAACCCGUUGAAGUUGAUCCCGCCGACUCUCAGCCGUGUACUGCCGUCAGGGGAGUAGCAGUGGAACCCUUUGUAGGUCUCUGAGUUGAAGCAGAGCUCGUCUCCGGUCCAGGUUUUGGUGAACCCGUUCGGGUCAUUUGUGAUUAGCUGCUUGAAUUGGGAUAUGGCUGUGAUGGACUUUCUGAUGACCGGAUCCAACGGCGGUAACAUACAGCCGCAUUUAGCGUUGUAUGUAGAGGUGGGGGUUUCCGAUGGUCCUCCGUCGCCGAGAGUGACUUCUGAUGAGGAUUGUGCUGGGGCUGAAGGAGAAGUGGCCGAAGAAGAAGUGACUUGGUGAAGGAGGGGGAGAAAGGAGAAGAAAAGUAUGAAGAAAAAGAGAUGAGAGGAUGAAGAUGGUGCAAAUGAGAAGUAUUUGCAGGCCAUUCUCGUGUCUUGUAUUUAGCUCCGGCCUAGCUCCAGUCUUUUUUCCUGAACGCAAGUUGAAUAGAGUGGAGGACCAAUGCAUUUAUAGGAGACUUUUCAUUUAGAGAAUACGGAGUAUAUAUAUAUAGACUUAAAAGUAAAGUCAUGA